AGUCGGGAUAGUUCUUUGAUUGUGAAUCUAUUGGGAAAUCAUAGAGUGCAAUGUCAAUGCAUUGCUAGUUGUCUUUACAGAUGAGGCCGGGAUAGUUCUUUGAUUUCCAGUGCUAAUAAUUGUGUCGACAAGUAUUAUUUGAGUAUGUUUAAUUGUUUAUCUAUGUUCUUUCUCUUGCAACUGCAUUACAGCUUGAAUUGGAGAUUCGAUUUUUCUUAAGUUCUGUUGUGGAAAAUGGGGAUUUGAUGCCUAUAUAUUCUAUGGACUUGUGGGGGAGUUCAGAUAGUCAAUGUUAUUCUGAUUUGAUGCCUAUAUAUUCUAUGGACUUGUGGGGGUUUGAUUCUUGUAUAUUAUUCUGACUUGCUAAAAUCUCUAUCAGGUAUGAGUUUAAAACAAAUCAUGGAGAAUGGAUCACUUCAAUGAAACCAAAGUUUGGGGACGUGUUCGUACAACAAUCAAGUCAGUACCUCAGAAUGUAAAAAAAGUUCUGUAUAAAAUUUCGCAAACAUUAUACAUGCCGUAUAUAGAAAAAGCUCCUCUUUUUAAAGGAUGUUCUCCAGAGUUCAUCAAUCAGCUGGGGCCUCCUUCAUAUGAAUAUAUUGCUCUUGAGAAAGAAUUAGUUGUGGAUAUGGAUUAUGGCAAAGCUGUAGAUGAUGACGCAGUACUGCAUUCAAGAGCAUCCUUCUCAAAUGCAUCUAUUUCACAAGAUCAUUCUAAUGAAGGCGUUCCCUCUACACCACGACCUGCAGUCACAUUAACACCUGAACUUAUUCCUACACUUCACGCAUUUCUGCCACCCAAUUCCCAAUCUCCGGUGGCUCAGAGUGCUCAGCCACAAUUAAGUACUUCCACAACAGCACACUCACAUCCUCAUUCGACAAAUGAGAAAGGAACUUUCUCGCAGGGUUGGAGCCAACAGCCUCAAGCUACUGAUCCAACUGGACAAUCUCAACAGUUUGGGGUACAAGGGUAUUCAAACGCGCCCCUUUCUUCUAAUUUCCAGUCAUAUGCGUCCAACUUAAACAUGGGCCGCCACCCUGUCCCAGUUCCUUCAACAAUUAUGCAAAUGCAAAAUCCUGUAUACAACUUCCAAGAGCAGGGUUCUGUCUUCCAGGCCUCCUGGUAAUCACCCAGUUACAACACAGAGCCAACAGUUUGUGCCAGCAAUGCAGAAUAUGCAUCAUUAUCACCCAGAGGCUCCUCAUUACAAUUUGCAGCACAAAACCAACGCUAUCAGUCUACAUUACAAUUUGCUGCCAGUCUUCUCCUUCAAAUACAGCAGCGACAACAGCAGCAGUAGGCAAGUCCUCAUAUGGGAAACCAGCUGUGAGAUUUUGGUAGGUCUACACUCCGAGGAAUGCGCCUAUACUAGUGAGGAAAUUGAUGUGGUUCGUGAGCAACGGGCUAAGUUUUUUACCCGCAAGUAUUUACUAUUGGCUUGAGCACGCUUGAUCGAGGUGGUUUAGUUGUUAUAGAACAAUCGUUUACAUUAAAAUGUAUGCGUACAUUGAAAUUGGAACGUAUAUUUGAAUGUAGUACAUG
Spinacia oleracea (spinach) is the source of this 1542-nucleotide messenger RNA. RefSeq lists its product as uncharacterized. Lineage: Eukaryota; Viridiplantae; Streptophyta; Magnoliopsida; Caryophyllales; Amaranthaceae. The coding region runs from base 407 to 1126 and encodes 239 amino acids. The transcript has 3 exons. The record is from RefSeq and is a predicted model, not a curated record.